AUGAUGAUGAUGAUAAUGACGGUGGUGGUGGCGCUUGGGGUUUUCGCGGCGACGGCGUCGGCGCAGAGUGAUCCUUGUGAAUUCGAAUCUCCUCCGUUCGUCUGCCCUUUCACCUGCACCAGCCCUAACCCCGUCUGCGGCGCUAACGGCGUCACGUACCGCUGUGGUUGCCCCGACGCAGCUUGUGCCGCCGUUCGAGUCGUCAGGCUUGGCCCCUGUUAA
Molecule: messenger RNA, 222 nt
Organism: Linum tenue
Lineage: Eukaryota; Viridiplantae; Streptophyta; Magnoliopsida; Malpighiales; Linaceae
Source: the annotation of a GenBank genome assembly